AUGGCGGAGAGGGAGAUUACUGAAGACUAUUAUGAAAUCCUUCAAAUCCAUUCCAAGGCAACCGAAGAUGAGAUCAAAGCUAGUUACCGGCGACUGGCCCUCUUGAAGCAUCCGGACAAGAACACUGAUAACCUCAAUGCGACUGCCGAAUUCCAGGAGGCAAGUAUCAACACGGCCUAUCAAUGCUUGAGCGAUCCCAGGAAGCGAGAAGUCUACGACACCAAACGUGUAGAAGCCCGCGAAGACCUCAACCGACGAGCCCGUACUGGCGAAAAUGAGGUCAACCUGCUCAAGAAAAAGAUUGCCCAUCUCAAAAAGUUACUCGCCGAGCUCAUCGGUCGACACUCUGAACUUCUCCUCUUUCGUGAUGCCUACAAACGCGACCUCGCCGAAAUGGUCAGGGGACUCAACCAGAGCUAUGAUGACCCUUUCACUACCACAGGAACCGAGGCAUGGUGGCAAAGCGUCUACAAUACCAUCACUCGAGACUCGAGCAGAACAGAUCCCCAGCAGACAACCAACGAGAUCUCAGAGCUACGCUCCAAUAUCACCAUGCUCAACUCGGAACUCCUGGAGCUCGAGUUCCGCAUUCUUGAGACGGAAAUCGUUCUGUCGGUCCUGACCGCUGAAACUCGUCGCCAGCAAUGGCCUGCACCACGGCGCGCCCAGACGGCUCAUCAGGUCGAGGCCGAGAGAAUGCAGGCGGAGCAGCGCCGACAAUAUGCCGCUGCCCAGCAGACAAUGAAUAGAGAGAAGGAAUUGAGUCGUGAAGCCCAGAGAGUGGCGGCCAAGGCCAAGCAGGCAUCCAAGCGCGAGGAGAAGAAUGCCAAAGAGGAGGCCAAGACCAAGAUGGCAGCUUGUGGCCACGAGACGUUUUGA
Molecule: messenger RNA, 879 nt
Organism: Pestalotiopsis fici W106-1
Lineage: Eukaryota; Fungi; Ascomycota; Sordariomycetes; Amphisphaeriales; Sporocadaceae
Exons: 2
Coding region: 1-879 (292 amino acids)
Cellular component (GO): nucleus; cytoplasm
Molecular function (GO): protein folding chaperone; protein-folding chaperone binding
Source: RefSeq, a predicted model, not a curated record